GCCUGUAAUAUAAAUAUGACUGGAGUGUUGGAAGUUCAGACAGUCAUCUGCAUCUCACCAAGACAGAUCUGCUGCAGAAAAGAAACCGGAAGAGGAGACGGAAACAUGGCAAGACUGCUCGCAGCGGUGUGUGUUCUGCUCACUCUGCACAUCGCUUCAUCUAGCAAGCUGGUGUGUCACAUGACCAACUGGGCCCAGUACAGACCUGGUAGUGCUGCAUUCACCCCAGAGAACAUCGACCCGUUCCUGUGCACCCAUGUCAUCUACGCUUUGGCCACCAUCAACAGCUUCAACCAGAUCACCCCCAUUGAGUGGAAUGAUCAGCAGAUGUAUACUAGCCUCAAUGGCCUCAAGAACAUCAAUCCUGCACUGAAGACUCUGCUGUCUGUUGGAGGCACCGUAAAUGGAGUCAGUCCAUUCAUCGCCAUGGUUGCCAGACCGGAGACCCGUGCAGACUUCAUCAGAUCUGCCAUCAGCUACCUGCGUAGCCACAACUUUGAUGGGCUAAACCUGGCCUGGGAAUAUCCCGGACACAACGGCAGCCCGACACAGGAUAAAGAGAGGUUCACCCUGCUGCUCUCGGAGCUGUCCCAAGCCUUCGAGGAUGAUGCCAGAGAAAACAGGAAGACGCGUCUAAUGUUGUCAGCCAAUGUUGCUGCGAUACGCACGACCGUCGACAGAUCAUAUGAGGUCAACAAGAUUGCAUCCCACACUGACUUCCUCAAUGUGAUGACUUAUGACUUCCAUGGAUCCUGGGACCCUAUUACAGGACAUAACAGCCCACUUUAUGGCAGUUCUGUGGACUCGGGCUCACACAUUCAUUACAACAUAAACUCCUCAAUUUCCUACUGGCUGUCUCUUGGAGCACCAGCUGAGAAACUCCUGCUUGGUUUCCCAACCUAUGGAAGAACCUACCGUCUCAGCACUGCAGCAAAUGGCCUGGGAGCACCAUCAAACGGCCCCGCAGAUGCUGGACCUUAUACCCGCACUGCCGGUUUCUGGGCCUAUUAUGAGGUCUGUGACUUCACCAAUAGUGCAACUGUUUCCUGGAUCGACGAACAGGCGGUACCUUAUGCAACCUACAGCAAUGCUUGGGUGGGCUUUGAUGAAGAGCGCAGCUUUUCCUCCAAGGUUCAGUGGAUGACUGCCAACAACCUGGGAGGUGCUCAUGUGUGGACUCUGGACAUGGAUGACUUUAGAGGGUCUUUCUGCUCAGAUGGAGCUUAUCCGCUCAUCAACCAUCUCAGGAUGUCCAUGGGUUUUGCUCCAAAGCCAACAACAACUCCUCGCCCCACUACCACCAGAGACCCUAUUGCUGACUU
Molecule: messenger RNA, 1322 nt
Organism: Oryzias melastigma (Indian medaka)
Lineage: Eukaryota; Metazoa; Chordata; Actinopteri; Beloniformes; Adrianichthyidae
Gene: chia.1
Product: chitinase, acidic.1
Biological process (GO): chitin catabolic process; carbohydrate metabolic process
Cellular component (GO): extracellular region
Molecular function (GO): chitin binding; chitinase activity
Source: RefSeq, a predicted model, not a curated record